Messenger RNA from Aureobasidium namibiae CBS 147.97, 1614 nucleotides. RefSeq lists its product as uncharacterized. Lineage: Eukaryota; Fungi; Ascomycota; Dothideomycetes; Dothideales; Saccotheciaceae. The record is from RefSeq and is a predicted model, not a curated record. Bases 1 to 1614 code for a protein of 537 amino acids. The transcript is spliced from 4 exons.
AUGUCUCGGCAGCUGAUCAAGGCUGUCAAGGUAUACCUCAGCAAGGGAAAGAGCCUUGAGGAGCGCCAAGAAUUGAGGAGCGAGGAGCGAGGAAUCCACGUGAUCGAGAGAACAUUACUCCCAGAGGCCGACCAUCCAGGCGGAUUGCCUACCCGCUCGGUGAUGCAGAUGCUAGGGCGGAUAGGAUCACAUGCAGUAUUUGCUAUGCCUUCACACUCCGAGAGCCCUUUCGAUUACCAUGAUUGCCCCGAUAGUGACUGCGGCCAGAGCUUCGCGGACCUGGACACUUUUCACAAGCACUGGACUCGACAUAAAGGACGGUGCCCCUUCCCUUUCUGCGAAACAUCGGUCGAUUCGAAAUAUAACUUUGGACGACACUGUGCUCGAAGACAUACUGAUUACUUUGUUGAGCACCAGCGUGUCGAAAAGACAGCCUGCAAAUACCGCUGCGGCAAGUCAUAUUCCAAAGCGGAUGUCUCAAACUUGAGGAGGCAUGAAAAGACAUGCCGCCGAAAACGAGAUCAACGACAGCCUGUGGAUGGUGACGUGCCUUCCGCGACUGUUGCAGGGAACCUCUACGCCAACACCUCUGAACCUCUCCAGAAUCUUCAUAUACAAGACAGCGCAUCCCCACAUCGGCCGGCCUCACUUGAAGAUCGUAAUACCCAUGAGAUAAUCGAUCCAACUCAAGGUCUUCAAAAUUGGCGCGAGAACCGACACACAGUCGAGGCCAUUGAAUCACUUCAACGAGUUCUCGCCGGUGGGCCCGCGUUUGAUGCUCUCCAGGCAUUUACGAGGUUCCUAGACAACGUUGGGCCUUCUGUCCAUAGAUCUAUGCUUGCCGACCCUAGCCAAGAGAAUCGAGCCCCUGUGCAGUCAAACGACCGUGCUGAGCUGGAAGAUGUUCAGCAAAGCUGCGAUAGACCCAGAAUUGAAGUUGUGGAUGUGAAGUCCUCACAUUUCUCGCCCAACAAAUUUGUACUAGCAAAACACUAUGAUUCCGACUUCCUUUUCGAGCCCGACUUCCGUUACGAGUCCGACUAUGAGUCCGAUCAUGAGUCCAUUCCAGAGAUCACACUGAAAAAUGCAGAUUCCAUACUGAGAGCGGCAGCCGAGUUUUGGCGUUGUGACGUCCAGACUCAACAUGAGAAGAGAGACACUGAUGUCCCAAGUAUGGAGGAACCGGAGCCGAAGGUCAUUACAGACUUCUGCCGAUGGUUUUCGAACAUUUUCGUGUGUUUUAAGCUGACUUUCAACCCAAAAAUCUUGGCUCUAGCAGUUCUGGCUCUCUAUCAUCUCAAUGUGCCUCUCCUUGAAAGCAAGUUCGGUGGUGGAAAGUACGCGGUCGUCCUUGCUCUAAUGCUGUUCGCGAGGUUCUACGAGACUAGCCCUCAUACAGUCAGGGCAUGGGUCGAAGCGACAGGGGUCCCAGAGGCCCAAAUGGUCGUCAUAGAGGCGAGAGUCUCCGAGGGGCUAGAUAACGUCCUGAACAAAGAAUUAGAUUGGGUUGAAGAUGGGCGACAUUUGUCGCACACUAUGACUCGAAGUCUCAAUCUAUACGCCAGGCUACGAAAUCCAUCGCCUCAAUGGCUGCUGGCACAGAUCAAAGGGUAG